Molecule: messenger RNA, 705 nt
Organism: Beta vulgaris subsp. vulgaris (sugar beet)
Lineage: Eukaryota; Viridiplantae; Streptophyta; Magnoliopsida; Caryophyllales; Amaranthaceae
Exons: 2
Coding region: 38-436 (132 amino acids)
Source: RefSeq, a predicted model, not a curated record
AAAAAAUGAGGAGAAAAGAGAAGGUAAUAAAAAGACAAUGAAUCACGCAAUAAAAUUGAGUCGUUUUAGCUCACAAAUACCAAACUUUCUUUCAUCAUCUGGGUUAGGGUUAUCAUCAAGCAGAAAAGGAGCUGGUAGUGUGAGAUUAGUGCAAGUUAGUAGCAGUAACGAUCCUAAACAGACUAAUUUACACAACAUGGACAAAACUACCAAAAAUCCUGAUCAUGAAGAUAAGCAUUUGAAUGUGAUGGAGGAGUCAUUUGGAGCGGGAUACGCCACACGGAGUGACGAAGAAGGGUUCGGUGGCAUCUAUGGAGGCAACGAUGAAUGCAAUACUGAGAUGAAAAUCAUUAAAGAUCCUGCUCACCAUGACAACACCCAAGGGAGUGAAGUGAAGGAGAAAGAGAAAUCCCGUAACCAAACUCAACAGAAAUAGACACUUUUCCACGGAAAUCAUCCUUAUUAAAUACUAUACUGUAUGAAGCAGCACUUAGCAUGCACUUUUAAUUUGCGUCUAAGAUGAUGCUACUGUUGUUAUUUUGUGCUCUGCAGACUAUAGUAUGUAUGUUGCUUAGUUACUAUAAUGGUCUUACUACGUCUGUUUUAUAUUAUUUUCAGCAAUUAGACAUUUUCUACUUAUAUUUUAUGUUAAAUCGUUGCAAAUAAUAUGAAAUUGAGGUAGUAUAUCUAAUUACAAUUUGUUAA